Closterium sp. Yama58-4 is the source of this 11175-nucleotide messenger RNA. NCBI's taxonomy places the organism in Eukaryota, Viridiplantae, Streptophyta, Zygnematophyceae, Desmidiales, Closteriaceae. The record is from the annotation of a GenBank genome assembly.
AUGUCGUCGUUAAGUCGAGAACUUGUGUUUCUGAUACUACAGUUUCUCGAUGAAGAAAAGUUCAAAGAAACCGUUCACAAGCUCGAGCAGGAAUCGGGUUUUUUCUUCAACAUGAAGUAUUUCGAAGACCAGGUGGUGGCGGGGGAGUGGGAGGAGGUGGAGCGUUAUCUCGCGGGUUUCACCAAGGUCGACGACAAUCGCUACUCCAUGAAGAUCUUCUUCGAGAUCAGGAAGCAGAAGUACCUCGAAGCGCUGGAUAAGCAAGAUCGAGCCAAGGCUGUUGAGAUCCUGGUGAAGGACCUCAAGGUGUUCGCGUCGUUUAACGAGGAGCUCUAUAAGGAGAUCACCCAGCUACUGACCUUGGACAAUUUCCGCGAGAACGAGCAGCUGAGCAAGUACGGGGACACCAAGUCGGCGCGCAACAUCAUGCUGCUGGAGCUGAAGAAGCUCAUCGAGGCCAACCCGCUCUUCCGCGACAAGCUGCAGUUCCCCAACCUCAAGAACUCGCGCCUGCGCACGCUCAUCAACCAGAGUCUAAACUGGCAGCACCAGCUGUGUAAGAACCCGCGCCCCAACCCCGACAUCAAGACCCUCUUCGUGGACCACACCUGUGGCCCCGCUCCCAACGGCGGCCGCACACAGCCGCAGCAGCCUGCUCCGCCCAACUCGCUCCUCUCCGCCGUUCAACAGCAGCAGCAGCAGCAACAACAGCAGCAGCAACAGCAGCAGCAGCAGCAGCAGCCGCCCAAAGCCCAUCCGUUUCCCCUGGGGCCGGUUGGCGUGGGCGUGGGCGUGGGCGGGCAUGCGCAGCCACUGCAGCCCUUCCAGCCCGGGGGCCCAUCCGCCUCCGCCCUGGCGGGGUGGAUGGGCGGACAGCCGCCUGCAGCUGCGCCUCCCCCCCACGCUGUGGUGCCGCCCCCCCCUGCCAACCUGCCCCCAGGGCCCAACCCAGCGAUGCUGAAGAGGCCGCGCACGCCGCCAGGCAACCCGGUGGCGGUGGAGUAUCCGGGCACAGGGGACUCGGACAUGGUUCUGAAGCGCCCUAGGGGUGGCAUGGACGAGGUGUAUGGCCAAGUCCCGCCCAAUCAGCAGCCGCCACCUGUCCCAGGAGCAAUCCCAGGGCCGCCAGUACCAGCAAUAGGAGGCAACGUAGCAGGGGCAGGCCUGGGAAGCGCCGUGACCGCCGCCGCCGCCGCAGCAGCUGCAGCAGCGGCAGCGGCAGCAGCGGGGGGACAGGGCCCAGUGGCGCUAGGAGCAGGGGUGGGGGGGGCGGGCGGGUAUGCAGUGGAGGAUCUGCCCAAGACGAUUGCAAGGAACCUGAACCAGGGCUCGUGUGUCAUGACCAUGGACUUCCACCCCUACCAGCCCACACUGCUGCUCGUGGGCAGCAACACGGGGGACGUGGCCAUAUGGGAGGUGGGGUCGAGGGAGAAGGUGGUGGACCGCCCUUUCAAGCUGUGGGACCCACAGCAGUGCUCGCCGCAGUUCCAGACGCUAUGGAUGAAGGAUCAGACCAUUGCUGUGAAUCGCGUCAUCUGGGAGCCAAAUGGACAACUCUUUGGUGCGGCGUUCUCAAAGCACAUGGUGCACAUCUACACGUACCAGAACCCUAGCAGCAUGGGCCAGCACCUCGAGAUCGAUGCACAUGUGGGUGGAGUGAACGACCUGGCCUUCUCUCACCCCAACAAGCAGCUCUGCAUCAUCACAUGCGGCGAUGAUAAGACCAUCAAGGUGUGGGAGGCGAGCAGUGGGCGCAAGCUGUACACGUUUGAGGGUCAUGAGGCGCCCGUCUACUCCGUGUGCCCGCACCACAAGGAGAACAUUCAGUUCAUAUUCUCGACGGCCAUAGACGGCAAGAUCAAGGCGUGGCUGUACGACCAUCUGGGGUCGAGGGUGGACUAUGACGCCCCUGGCAAGUGGUGCAGUACCAUGGGGUACUCCGCUGAUGGCACGCGCCUCUUCUCCUGUGGCACGAGCAAGGAGGGUGAGACGUCGCUGGUGGAGUGGAACGAGAGUGAGGGCGCCAUCAAGCGCAGCUACCUGGGCUUCCGCAAGCGCUCGCUGGGCGUGGUGCAGUUUGACACCACGCGCAACCGCUUCCUGGUUGCCGGUGACGAGUACCUCAUCAAGUUCUGGGACAUGGACAACACCGCUGUGUUAUGCACGCUCGACGCUGAUGGUGGCCUGCCGGCGAGUCCAAGAGUGAGGUUCAACAGGGAGGGUUCUCUCCUAGCAGUGACAGCAGCGGACAACUCAGUGAAGAUCCUCGCCAACGACAUGGGCCUGCGCCUCCUGCGCAACCUCGAAGCCGCUGCCGCCACCGCUGCAGCCGCCGCCGCUGCCGCUGCGGCUGCUGCAGCUGCCCAGAGACCUGUCGAUACCAAGCCGCCACCACCUGCCCUGCCCCAGCCCCCAUCGCAGCAGCAGCAGGCCGUGCAGGCAGCAGCAGCUGCAGCCGCCGCCGCUGCCGCUGCUGCUGCUGCUCAGGCGUCUCAGCAACCGCCCCCUCCCCAGGCGCCAUCUCAGCAACAGCAGCAGCAGCAGCAACAGCAGCAGCAGCAACAGCAGCAGCAGCAGCAACAACAGCAACAGCAACAGCAACAGCAACAGCAGCAGCAGCAGCAACAGCAGCAGCAGCAGCAGCAGCAACAACAACAGCAGCAGCAGCAACAACAGCAACAGCAGCAGCAACAGCAGUCACAGCAGCUUGAUCGGUCGUCCCCUGCUUCGGCUCUUACUGCUUCGAGGAUGCAGGAGGAUGGGCCAGACAAGAAGGGGUGGAAGCUCACUGAGUUCUCCGAGCCAUCACAGGUCCGGGCCGCCCGCCUGCCGGACAGUCUGCCGCCCAGCAAGGUGCUGCGUCUGAUCUACACCAACUCAGGCGUGGCGCUCUUGGCCCUCUCUGCCAAUGCCGUGCACAAGCUGUGGAAGUGGCAGCGCUCCGACCGCAACACCAAAGGACUGGCAACUGCAAGCUCUGUCCCGCAGCUGUGGCAGCCGGCCAGCGGCAUCAUGAUGACGAACGACACGGGCGAUGUGAGCUCGGACGACCGGGAGGGAGCGCACCCGGUGGCGUGCAUAGCGCUGUCGAAGAACGACUCGUAUGUCAUGUCCGCCUCGGGGGGCAAGGUGUCGCUCUUCAACAUGCUCACCUUCAAGGUGAUGACGACGUUCAUGGCGCCGCCCCCAGCAGCCACCUUCCUGGCGUUCCACCCGCAGGACAACAACAUCAUUGCCAUUGGCAUGGACGAUGCCACCAUCCAGAUCUACAACGUGCGCCUCGACGAGGUAAAGAGCAAGCUCAAGGGGCACAGCAAGCGCAUCACGGGUCUGGCCUUCUCCAACGCCCUCAACAGCCUCGUCUCUUCCGGGGCUGACUCCCAGCUCUUUCUCUGGAGCACGGACGGGUGGGAGAAGCGGAAAUCCCGUCCGCUCGCCCUGCCGUCCCGUUCAUCCCCCACAAGCCAGGCGGACACGAGGGUGCAGUUCCACAACGACCAGCAGCGCCUGCUGGUGGUGCACGAGUCGCAGCUCGCCAUCUACGACGCCGCCAAGCUCGACCGCCUGCGCCAGUGGCUGCCCCGCGACCUCGGCCCGCUCUCCGCACCCAUCACUGCCGCUGCUUACUCCUGUGACUCGUCGCUCGUGCUUGCUGCGUUCGCGGAUGCGACAGUGUGUGUGUUUGAUGGGGAUAGCCUCAGGCCGCGGUGCCGCGUUGCUCCUUCGGCGUAUGCACCGUCUGUCGGCCCGGGUCUUGUGGUGCCUCUGGUGGUCGCAGCACACCCGCAAGAUCCAAACCAGUUCGCUUUGGUGGAGCAGGAGGAACGAGAGGAGGAGAACAAGGGAGGGACGAAGGGAGGAGCGAAGGUUAGGGCGAAGGGAGGGAGGAAGCAGAAGGGUGCAAAGACACGAGGGAAGAGGAAGAAGGAAAGGGAGGAGGAGGAGGUGGAGGAGGAGGAGGAGGAGCGAGAGGAGGAGACGGAGAAGGAAGCACAGGUUGAGAAAGGGAGAGAGGCGGGUGCAAAUGGGCAGAGCGGCAAGAAGAGGAGAAAGGCAGGGGAGGAAAUUGAGGCUGACGUUGCACGGCCAGAGGCUGACGUUUCAAGGCCACAAGCUGACGUUGCAGAGGCCGGGCCGGAUGCAGCAGCGACAAGAGAGGCAGAAGCCGCAGGAGCGGCGGGAGAGGGGCUGAUUGCAGAUGGGAAGGACAAGGGAGGAGUGACGAGGGGAAAAGGGGGAGAGGAUCUGCACUCGCGUGCUAGGGCGGGGGCGGAGGAGGGGGACAAGGAGCGAGAGGAACGUGAGGAGAUAGAACGGUCGGUAGGAGAUGCCGAAGGUCGAGCGGAGGGGCGAGCAGAAGGACGAGCCGAGGUACGAGCGGGGGGACGAACGGAGGGAGAGGCAGAGGGACGCGCAGAGGGAGAGGCAGAGGGACGCGCGGAGGGAGAGGCAGAGGAAACAGCAGGAGUCUCGCCCGAGGGAGCAUCGUUGGGGACGGAGAGGGCGGACACAGGCAGCCGAGAGGCAGAAGCCGGCGCUGGUGGGAAGAUGGGUGCUAGUUUGGUUUAUGCUAGGAAGAGUGGGAAGGGGGGGAAGCGUGGAAGAGGUGGAGAAAGCGGAGAGAUGGGAGGGGACGCGUUGGCGACGCCAGGUGCAGCAGCAGUUGAUACAGGAGCUGCAGCUGCGGCAGUGGGAAGUAAAGCAGCAGCUGGAGUGGUGGCAGAGGCAGACGAGGAUGUGUUUUCUACCCCUCCAGUUGAGGGGGGCGGGGGGGAAGGGGAGCGGGAGAAGGUGGAGAAGGAGGAGAAAGGGGGGAAGGGGGAGAAGGCGGAGAAGCGGGAGAAGGGGGAGAAGGCGGGGGAGAAGGGGGAGAAGGCGGGGGAGAAGGCGGGGGAGAAGGCGGGGGAGAAGGCGGGGGAGAAGGCGGAGAAGGCGGGGAAGAAGGGGAAGGGGAAGGGUGGAGCGGAAGCAGGCGAGAUGGACAAGGAAAAGAAGGUGGAAGCGGGCGGGAAGGGGAAGCAAAAAGGGGAGAUGAAACGGCAGCAGAUGACAGAGCAGCAGGAGGAGGAGGAGGAGGAGGAGCAGGAGGAGGAAGAAGAGCAGCAGGAGGAGCAGCAGGAUGAGGAGCAGGAAGAGGGUGAAGUAGAGGUGGGAAGAGCAGCUGGAAAGGGGGUUAAGGCGAAGAAGGGCGGGGCUGUGGUGGAGCGCAGGAGCACAAGGGCUCGUAAGAGAGAGGAGGAGGGAGGUAUGGCUGAGAGGGAGAGGAGGGGCGCGAAGGGAGGUAUGAAAGGAGGCACGAAGGGAGGCGUGAAGGGAGAAGGGAGGAAAGAAGGAGCGGGAGAGGAGGAGAGUGUGGCUAGAGGAAAGGGGGAUGGCGGGAGAGGGAGGGGAAAGGGAGGGAAGAAGGGCAGGGGGAGGGAGGAAGAGCAAGAGGAAGAGGAGGGUGUGGAGGAGGAGGAGGGUGCGGAGGAGGAGGAGGGUGCGGAGGAGGAGGAGGGUGCGGAGGAGGAGGAGGAUGCGGAGGAGGAGGAGGGUGGAGAAGGAAUGGAGGUGGAAGAAGGGGAGGUUGUGGGCGACGGUGAAGUGGAGGGAGGGGAGGAGGAAGGGGAGGAGAAAGGGGAGAAGGGGCGAGCAGAAGCGGAGGUAGAGGAGGGAGAAGAUGAAGAGGAGGAAGAUGAUAGUGUGGAUGAAAAUGGCUCAGAUGAGGAGAGUGAGGAGGAGGAGGAGAGUGAGGAGGAGAGUGAGGAGGAAGAGGAGGAGUAUGUGCCCAGUUCACAGAAGGCCAAGAAGCCUCGUGCAGAGGGGGGGGAAGUCAAGAAUAAGCAGCAACCUGUCGCCGCACCUCACAUAGUCCAGGCAGGCAAUGCAGAGGACGUGGAGGAAGCAGCGUUUAGGUGGAUGGAGGGGUAUGAGUUCAACCGCACCCAUGCCACGGCUCAGCUGCUCAAACUGCUCUUUCAGGCAUGUGGAGUGCAGGUGGUGAUGGGAGAUGAUGCCAUCAUGUCAGAGGGAGUGGGGGUGGAUGACGUCGUGCGGACCCUCGGGCCGUGUGUGUGUAUAUCUCUUUCUCUCUCCUCCCACCCACAACCCUACCAGGCGUGUGGAGUGCAGGUGGUGAUGGGAGACGAUGCCAUCAUGUCCGAGGGCGUGGGGGUGGACGAUGUGGUGCAAACUCUUGUCGACUCCGCCCGCCAAGUCCCCCUGCUCGACCAUCUGCACCGCACUCCACCGCACCACAGCCACCACCACCCCACUGCCAACGACGGCAGGGACGGCAAGGGCAGCAAGGGCGGCAGCGGAAAGGGCGGAAGUGGCAAAGGUGGUGGUGGUGAUGGGGUGUCGUUCCGCACGUCGCUGCUGCGGUUCUGGGAUGCGCUGGUGGUGGCGGGGGGGCGAGAGGGCGCUCUCUUUGACUCGCAGCUGCUGCCCACCCUCCUUGACUACCUCGUUGCCCUCUCCUCGUACGUCCUUUUAUUCCCUUUCCCGUACGUCCAAUUCUUCUGUCACGUGUUCUUUGUGCAAAGUGCUGAAUUAAAACCGUCUUCUCCCCCGUCCCUCCCCCCCCAGCUCUUCCCCCCGCAUAUUCCGCCACGUGGCAACACUUGUGGUGUUGCAGCCCAUCUCCCUACCAUCCCCCUUUUGCACUCCCCCUACUCUCCUCCCCACUUCUCCCCUCUCCCCAGCUCAUCGCCCCGCAUAUUCCGCCACGUGGCAACACUUGUAGCUCUGCAGCUGAUUUCCUCCAUCAUCACCGUCGCUUCCGUGCUCUCUGACUCGCAAUCCACGGCCCAGAGGCAGCUGCAGGCCGCGAUCCGACGAGUGGCUACAGGGGUGAGGGUGAAAGUGGCAGCAUUGCAUAAUAACGCACCGCCAUCGCGAUGUGGACCCGGCCAUCAGAGCAGCGUGUGUGGCGGCGCUGGGGCAGUAGGUGACACACUGCUCCUCUCUCUUCCCACACAUCCCCUUUGCACCUCCCUCCCUUCUGCAUCACCCCUUGCCCUUCCCACCCUCGACUCCAGCAUAAUAACGCACCGCCAUCGCGACGUGGACCCAGCCAUCAGAGCAGCGUGCGUGGCGGCGCUGGGCCAGUGGGUGACUCGCUACCCGUCGCUCUUCCUGGAUGAUGUGUAUCUCAAGUACCUGGGCUUCUCACUUAAUGACAAGGUGGCAUCUGUGCGCCUCACGGCGCUGUCAGCGCUCCAAUCGCUGUACGCCAACGAGGACAAUCUCCCGGCGCUUGGCGUCUUUUCGGAGCGCUUCGUGCCACGUGUGCAGCAGAUGGUGGAUGACGUGGAUGCUGACGUGGCAGUGGCUGCUGUCUCGUUGGUCCAGCUUCUUGCCAGCAACGACACCCUCCCACACAACAGCGCCACAGCUCUCCUCUCCGAUCGCCUCACAGACGACUGCCUUCCGCUCAGACUCGCCGCCUGCCACGCCCUCUUCCUCCUCCUCCUCGCCUCCUCCCCCCCUCCCGCCACUCCCUCUGCUGCUGCUGCUGCUGCUGCAGCAGAAGCACGCAAAGGAAAGCGCCAGGGGGAAGGCAAGAGGGCGGAUGAGAAGGGAGGGAAGGGGGGUCAGGGAGGGGAGGGGGAGGCGGGGGCAGGGAGGCAGGUGGUGGUGGUGGUGCGGAUGCUGCAGGCGUGUGGGGAUGCGGUGCAGGCUGGGUACGUGGUGGAUGCUCUGUGGGAGCGAGUGCCUGCACUGAUGGCGUGUGGGGAUGCGGUGCAGGCUGGGUACGUGGUGGACGCUCUGUGGGAGCGAGUGCCUGCAUUAACGGUGAGCUCGCUGCAUUCGAAUGCUUUGCAUGCUGCAGUCCUCAUAUCCCUCUCUCCGGAAUGGUCAUUUGUAUUCAUGCACCACAGCGAGUCCGACACUCAAGCCACGCCUCUCACCCCCUCUUCCCAGCCGCUCUCCCCCACUCCCCCCUCCUCCUCCACGCCCUCUUUCCCCUCCUCGCCUCCUCCUCCCGAAGCCGACACACCCACACUCGCCCUCCUCCUCUCCCUCGCUGCUCGCAAGGCCAUGGGGCUGCCGAUUGUGCCGAGGAGUGGCGCGGAUGUGAAGAGAAAGGCGCCCGCUGCAGUGUCCAAGGCCAAGAAGACCGCUGCCGAUUGUGCCGAGGAGUGCAGCGGAUGUGAAGAGAAAGACGCCCGCUGCAGUGUCCAAGGCCAAGAAGCGGAUGUGAAGAGAAAGACGCCCGCUGCAGUGUCCAAGGCCAAGAAGACCGCUGCCGAUUGUGCCGAGGAGUGCAGCGGAUGUGAAGAGAAAGACGCCCGCUGCAGUGUCCAAGGCCAAGAAGCGGAUGUGAAGAGAAAGACGCCCGCUGCAGUGUCCAAGGCCAAGAAGACCCUGGGAUUGCCGAUUGUGCCGAGGAGUGCAGCGGAUGUGAAGAGAAAGGCGCCCGCUGCAGUGUCCAAGGCCAAAAAGUAUCCAUUAGUGCUCGAGGCAACCAUGCGUGCUUCCCUCUUCUCCCCAACUGGUCAUAUACGUCAUAUGCGCCCACCUCCUCUCUCCUCCCCCUCGCCCUUCUCCCUGUGGACUUACCAGGAGCGGCAGGCAGCAGCAGUGGUGGAGAUGACGGGGUUGCUGGUGAAGGUGCUUCCACCAAUGAUGAGGCGCCACGUGGCGGACGAGCGUGUGCUGCUGCGGCUGCUGGAGGCGGCAGAGUGUCUGGACGUGGGGGCGCUGGCACACAGGCAGCAACAGGAGCCCCUUCUCGCGAUCCUCUCAGUGGCGCGUGACAGCCUGGCACGCCACGUCAGCACGGCGGUGAUGGCGGCAGCGACACGUGUGCUGCUGCGGUGCAUGUGGCGAGCCCAGGGAGACAUGCGGGAGCAGGCAGAGGAGGCAGUGAGGGGCGCCGUGCGCAGUGUGGUGGUGGGGAAGUUGAAGGAGGAAGCACAUAGCGCUCUCAAUGGGGACAUGCGCGAGCAGGCGGAGGAGGUAGUGAGGGGCGCCGUGCGCAGUGUGGUGGUGGGGAAGUUGAAAGAGGAGGCACACAGCGCUCUGAAUGUAAGUUCCAAGGUUCGCGCACUAUGUGCUGCUGCGGUGCAUGUGGCGUGCCCAGGGGGACAUGCGGGAACAAGCAGAGGAGGUAUGGGCAGGAAGGGAACGGCAGGCCAUGGGGCAGAUGCGGCAGGGAGGGAAGCAGCUGGUGCUGAGGCUGAUGGGGAGUCAGGGGAGGAAAGAGGGCAGAGUGCCGGUGGCGUGAGUGACGGGGUGGGGGAGCAAGAGGAGGAGGUGAGGGAGAGGCAGGGGCGGCUGAUGGGUGUGCUAAUGAGGCUCAUGGAAGCGGGGGCGAACGGAGGGAUAGCAGUGAACGAAGGAGGGCAGGAGCAGGGCGAUGAGCAAUCAGAGGAGGAAGAGGGAGGAGGCAGUGGAGUGGAAAGGGAAGUCACACCUGAAAACGUCAACGCCUACUGGGCGGCAUGCAGUCGUCUGCUUCCCACUUGCUCUGCAGAGAGGGGAGAGAGCACGCAGAAGAGGCAGCAUGAGAGGGUGUCAGAAAGAGGGGAAGAGAGAGUGGUUGCAGCAGCAGCCAAGCUGGUGCUGUGCGGUGCUGUGGACCCUGAGUUGCUCGCUCCUGCUGUGCUGUCACGGCUUGUGGUGGUGGGGAGGGGCGAGAAGAUGGAUGAUGGUGGUGAUGAGGAGGAUAGGGAGGAUGAGGAGAGGGAGGAUGGGGUGGCACGGCUGUUUUUGUCUCAUCUGCAGCAGAGGAAGAAGCGGGCGGCAAGCGAGGGAGGGAAGUUUGAGCUGUGGCGGAUUUUCCUUCAGGCGCUCAAAAUGACCUUCAUUCCCACUCUACCACUCAUCUCCAACCACUCGCACACAGAGGAUGACGUGUCACCAUCUCAUUCGCCAAGCCCAGCUUCUGUGUCACGCUGUGCCAGCCUGGCAGUCCGGCUGGCAGCUGCAGCAGCCGCCCCGCAGUUCUCUGCGCAGCGAUUGGCCGAGCAGCGGGCGGCGAUUCGGCAGCUAGUGCAGGAAGGGGUGGCAUUCGCGUUCGAGUCGCUGCCCGACAGGCUGGCGUUCCUUGAGUGCGCGCUUCGACCGUUUGCUGUGAAGCUUCCUGGAAACGAUGCUCGAAGCAUUCUAAACGCGGUAGAGGAGAGGGUGUCAGCCGUGGAUGAAGAUGUUGCUGAUGACGUGGCAUCAUCUGAGCCCUUGGUGGCCUUCACGUCUGUUCUGAAAGAGAGAGCAGCAACAGCACCGCCACCUGCACCAGCACCAGCUGCAGCCAAGGAAAAGGCGGCAGAUGGACCGACAGGUAGGGCAGCACAUGGUGCUGCAGGUAAUGCUUCAGGUGCUGUGUCAGAUGAGGCAGGAGGUGAAGCAGAAGCAGACGGAGACAUUCACAUUGAGGGGGGCGAGGAAGGGAGAGGGGGGGUGGGAGGGAGCGGGGAAGGCAGGAGACGGACUCGUCGUGGUGGUGGUGUGGAUGAGAGUGAAUCGGCUGUCAAGCGCAAGAAAUGCUCCUUCUCCACUGCUGCUGCUGCUACUACUGCUGGUGCUGUUGGUGCAGAUGCUGCUGGUGGGCUGGAUGAGGAGGAAGAAGGAGUUGCCAGGCAGGAAGGUGAUGGAGAGGGAGGGGAGGAUGAGUCAGGGGGAGAAGAGGAAGGGGAGGUUGGGGAGGAAGGGACAGCGGAGGGGAGGGAGGAUGGUUCAGAGCCAGGGUUGAGUCAGCCAGUGGGAGGGGGCGUGUUGGAGGCUGAGCCAAUGGGAGGCGAGAGGAAGUAUGUGAGGAAGAAGAGGAGAGGUUCGGUGGUGGACGGGGUGGGAGAGGAGAGGAGAAUGAAGAGGAGAGAAGAGAGGGGUGGCGAUAGGUUGGAGGAGCGAGCUGGUGCUGUAGCAGUCGGAGUAGGGGGUAGGGCGUUGGAAGGUGGUGAGCAAGGAGGGGAGGCAAUAGGGGAAGAAGAGGACAAUGCUACACAAGGCACAGUGGAAGAAAGUACUCCUGAUGCAACUCAGGAUGAAACGCAAGUGGAAGGGAACACCCAAGAUGCGACUCAAGAUGAGACGACUCAAGACGAGACGACCCAAAACGAGACGCAAGGGAUCACCCAAGGAAAUGAAUUGGGGGAAGAUGGGAGGGAGAUGGGAGGGAGGAGUGCCGGGGCCACUGAGGAGCAAUUGCCUUCCUCUUUUGAGGCUACGGAGGAGGAGCUUCCUUCUUAG